AUGAAUAAAUGUCCGCCGCCGUACUGCAAAACUGACCACAAUGUCAGUCAGGCUAUUCAGCAUUCCGCCGUAAGGUGGGGGUUGCUUGCCCACACGGGCGCUCCGAUUCGAGAGAAAAAUCCGCUAUGCUCACUCUUGAAUAAAGUUCAUGGUUUUGGCACUCACCUUCAGAAGAAGGUGAGUACGGGUAAGGAAUCAGGUUCAGCAGAUCACAGGCUGGCUGUAGUGGAGCGAUACAUGUUUCUGCCGCAUGAACUCCGCAACUGGAUCCCACUAGGCAUCAGUUCAGUUGAGUACCAGACACAACUGAAGACACUUGUGACAAUGAAAGUAAUGCAGAAACUUCAAACGUUGCGUAAGGAGAUCGAAGUUAAAUUUCAAGAACAAUUUGGUUUCAAACUGCAAGAUGCAACAUUUACGAAAAUCGUAGCGUAUUUACAUGAGCCAAAAGACGCCUCAAGUCUCGCUGUCACCAGGAUAUUGUUUGGACUGGCGAUGUUAUUCGACAUCCCGGACGAGCGUGGCGGUGCGGCCAUGGAGCGUCGGUGGGGAGACCCGACCACCUGCCACUUUCCCCUGCUGCCGCUAUUGCAGCCAGUGCCCAUGCCGUACAUGGCACUCGUGUACGCGGCCAUGUGGAUAGGUGCAGCAGGUAUAAUGCUCGGAUACAAGUAUGGCAUAUCCUCCACCAUGUUCACACUCUGCUACUGGUACUUACUGUUGAUUGAGAAGAGCUUCUGGAACAACCACAGCUACUUGUUCGGGCUAGUUGCCCUGCUGCUGACUUUCACGGACGCCGCUUGCUAUUGGUUGUUCCUGACAGUCCCUCAGAUUGACUACCUGGUGGUGCACUGGUUCAUCUUCGCGUUCGACUUGACUGUAGCAUUGUGGAUGAUGUGGGGCCGGACCAGACAUGUAUCCAUGCUCUUCUGCGCUCUCUUUCAUCUCAUGAAUAGCAGGCUCUUCAGAAUUGGUAUGUUCCCUUGGGUAUGCCUAGCUACGAUGCCUUUGUUCUAUCCAUUUGAUUGGCCAAAAUUAAUAGGGAAAUUUGUAAGUAAGCACUCCAACAGUUUGCGAAAUAAAAUAUGUUCGAAUAUACCACAAUGUGCAAAGGAAUUUCAAUGCGAAACAGAUCAUUCAAGAAUGGACGUUUACGAUGAAUGUUCAUGUUUCGAUGAAAUACCAGAAGAUCAAAAUAUUAUAAACGAUGAGUCCCUUGAGCAAACCGACAAUGAAACUCAAGAAGACGGCGGACAUGAAAAUGAAGGGAAUAACAAGGAUCUUGUUCAAGCUUUUUUAGGUGGUAAUGAUAAAAAAUGUAUCUUUAGAGAAAAGAAAGAAAAAUCUACACUCGAAUUGGAGCAUUCAAAUGAAUCAGAUACUGCCAAGAAUUUUACAGUAUAUAUGAUUAUAUUUCAUAUUGUUACCCAAUUGUUUUUACCAUUUUCACAUUUUAUCACAAAGGGCUAUAAUAAUUGGACCGACGGACUUUACGGCUACUCCUGGGACAUGAUGGUCCAUACUUGGGAGUCACAUUCGACUAUCAUUAAAGUUGUAGACAACGAGAGACAUCACGAGUUCUACGUAGACCCUAGCUUAUUCACUCCCAACGACAGAUGGACUAGACACGGAGACAUGGUUAACCAAUACGCGCACUGUCUGAAAAACAACAUUUUAGACACGAAUAAAAAGAGUAACAAUCGCAAAAUAUCCGAAAACAUAUCAAUUUAUGUGGAUGUGUGGUCAUCAAUGAACGGUAGAUUUGCUCAACGCAUGUUUGAUCCUAAGGUAGACAUGUUGAAGGCGAAAUGGGCCCCUUUCGAAGCUGUGUCGUAUCUGAUGCCGGUCUUGGACGAAGCUUUGAGUUGGCGAACUAUAUUAGAUGAGAUCAGAGAAGAAGUACACACUUGGAAUAACUAUAGCGAUGUCUCGUUUUUUGCUGACUUUCCCGAAUAUGCUCAAGAGAAAUUCAUACCUGAAGAACUUCAGAAUGUCACUCUCAUUGUAUUACAGGGUAUUAUUGCUUACGAGCCCGAGCUUUCUGCACUUUUCAAUGGUCAAACCACCAAACUAGAAACAGGCGAUAGUAUCCACAUCGAACCAGGAACUUUUCACAAAGUUCUUAAUAUCGGUGAAUCAUACGCCUACUACAUGUACACGUUCAUCAACUCAACCGAAAUGGCUGUUGGAAAUAAAAAUAAUGUUUUGAAACCUAAGUUGCCUAUAGGAAGUGAGUUGGCAAGAAGGUUCAGCAAUAUGAUCAAAUUCGGUAGCUUAAUAAUCAAGAGUAUUUUACAAUUAUUCUUGCGAAUGUCCACUUGCCAACAAUAA
Molecule: messenger RNA, 2331 nt
Organism: Chilo suppressalis (striped riceborer)
Lineage: Eukaryota; Metazoa; Arthropoda; Insecta; Lepidoptera; Crambidae
Source: the annotation of a GenBank genome assembly